This is a messenger RNA of Chenopodium quinoa (quinoa), 1281 nucleotides long. RefSeq lists its product as uncharacterized. The transcript has 5 exons. Lineage: Eukaryota; Viridiplantae; Streptophyta; Magnoliopsida; Caryophyllales; Amaranthaceae. The coding region runs from base 495 to 980 and encodes 161 amino acids. The record is from RefSeq and is a predicted model, not a curated record.
UUCCAAUACCCAAAAUAAUUGAGUUAUCAACCGGUUUAACCCAAAAUCAUCCAGGCUCCAAAACACUUAAACGCACAACUGCACAGGAGUCAAGGACAAGAACCUAUUGUAGCAACUAACAACUUAAUAACGAAUCAACGACAGUAUACAAUUAGCUUUCGCAAGUGUUCUUACUUCUUGGCAAAAAUCCUUCCUUGUGCUUCAGUUAAAUUGCAACUCCCAAAAUCUAAAACCCACCACUAUGCAAAAUUAUUAAGUAAUUCCCUCUUUGUUUAUCCUUCUAUUCCAUUUUUUCUGAAGAUUGCCAAUUACUAAUUCUUUCGACAAGAGUAGCAAUCAUAUCAGGUUAUUGGGUCGUUCUUAAUUACCAUAAUUAUGGUUGAGCGUGAGUGAUGAACAGCAUUUCUCCCAGAAAUCGUCCUUUUGCGCCUCAAAUUGAUAACUCAAAGAGGAAUUUUUCAAGGUCAAUGUGUUAAUUUUUUUCAAAUUUGAAUAUGAAGUUCAAGGUCGUGUGCAGGAAAAUUAAAGAUUAUGUUCGUUAUGAUUUGAAAGAAAUAGCAUUUCCUUCCUCAUUACCUGAUCCGCCUCACAUAAAAAAGCGGCGUAAAUUGACUUGGAAGGAAUCGUAUUAUGUCCUGAAGGAGGCCUCCCGUCUUUAUGCAGCAAGCUGGGUACGAGACAUUGGUCCUGAACUCCGCCCAAAUGAUUACAAGAAGGAAGAAAGUACAGAUAAGAAUGGAUCAAAUGAAAAUAAGGAGAAAGAACCAACAACACUAGAGGAUCUUGCGGUUGCAGCUAGAGGAGGGAUGGAGACUUUAAGACCUGCUCUGCAACGGUUGUACAUGACCAGAGCUUCUGCCUACAAGGAUGCUAUGAAGAGUUUCAUCGCUGGGUACCAGGAGGGUAUCCAACAAGUUGUGGACAAGAAAGAAAAGUACGAAUCUCAAAAUCCCGAAGAUAAUUCAAAAAAGCCAUUCUAACCGCUAUGAAUAUCUGGGUUAUUGUGCAGAAAUAGUGAGUGAGAACAGCGACUACUGAUGUUAUGGAACUGCUCUAUUAAUGAAGACUGGACACGACUUGAGUUAUUGUGUUUACAAUUUUGUAUUGCCAGAAUCAGUUGUCGGAGCAUAGUUCUAGUGAUUAUAUUAAGUUUUCAGGGCAGAAAAGAGUAGGCAUGUAGAUUUUAGAACCUGAGGUAGCAUGCUUUGAUGAUUUUACUUCUUGGAUAUAGAUACUAAAAUGACACUUGAGGAAGGAAAUGAUAUUUGAAGUUAUUUUUGA